CUCGUACUCUGGAGUCACUUCAGUUCGUAGCUCAAGAUGCGUAACUUGAUGGUAUUUUGCUUGCCAUCAGUGGCUCUGUUUGCCUGUGUGAAGAGUGCUUUUCCACCACCAUGUGACAGUGAAAUAUACUGCACUGGGCCCAUCCUGCAUCAGGUACAGACAUUUAAACUGUUUGAUGAUGACAAGUACUUUGUUGACAUGCAGAUGAGGGAACCUCCUGAUGUUGUUUUGUCAGCUUUUCGCAACCUUUCUCAAAGCUUGCCAACCCCGACUGUUCCGCCUGCCCAACUGCGGAAGUUCCUCAGCACAUACUUUAACAAACCAGGUGGAGAGUUUGUCUCAUGGACGCCACCAGACUGGCACGAGAAGCCGAAGUUUCUGGCAGGAAUAGCAGACGAAGAACUACGCAACUGGGCUGAAAACAUACAUAAUCUGUGGAAGUCUCUCGGCAGAAAGAUCCGCACUGAUGUUAAAGAUCACCCAGAGCUCUACUCCCACAUAUACACCCCACAUCCUGUUAUCGUGCCGGGGGGCCGCUUCAGGGAACUCUACUACUGGGACUCCUACUGGGUCAUCAAUGGGCUCCUGCUGUCAGAGAUGACAGACACGGCCUACGGGAUGAUUCAGAACUUCCUCUACCUUGUCAACAGAUAUGGCUUCAUUCCAAACGGUGGGCGGAUUUACUAUGAAAGGCGCAGUCAGCCUCCAUUCCUCACUCUAAUGAUGGAGAGCUACUAUCAAGCAACCAAGGAUAAAGAGUUCCUCAGAGCAGCUUUACCAGCGCUGGAGCAGGAGUACCGAUUCUGGAUGCAGAACCGUUCUGUGGCUGUGACAGUAAAUGGUGCGGAGUACGAACUGAACCGUUAUCAUGUGCAGGUGGGCUUGCCCAGGCCUGAAUCCUACAGUGAUGAUCUGGAAUUAGCUGAAGGACUCACUGCUGAGCGUAAGGAGCAGCUGUGGAUGGAUCUGAAAGCGGGUGCAGAGUCUGGUUGGGACUUUACAUCCCGCUGGUAUAUAGAUGGUGACGGCCACAACAACGGCACCCUCAGAGAGACCCGCACCAGUCAGAUCCUGCCAACUGACCUCAACGCUCUGCUGUGCCUCAAUGAGAAGACUCUUGCUUCAUUUCACAGGAUAUUGGGUAAUGGUGACUCAGCUGCACUGUAUGACCAGGCUGCUGCUCGCAGACUGGAGGCGAUAGAGUCUGUGCUGUGGGAUGCUGAGAGGGGAGCUUGGUUUGACUACAACCUGGUGACGCACUCCAAACACUUUGAGUUUUACCCCUCCAACCUGGCACCUGUUUGGGCACAGUGCUAUUCUCGGCCUGAGAUGGGAGAGAAGGCAGUACAGUAUCUGAAGGGCAGUGGUGCUCUCGAGUUCCCCAAUGGAGUUCCAACGUCGCUGAGAGAGUCUGGGCAGCAGUGGGACUAUCCUAACGCAUGGCCCCCCCUGCAGCACAUGCUCAUCGAUGGUUUAUCCAAACUGCCUUCAGCAGAUGCUAAACAACUAGCAUUUGAUUUGGCCCAACGUUGGAUCAAGACCAACUGGGUGGCAUACCAGAAGUAUAAAGCCAUGUUUGAAAAGUAUGAUGUGAACGGAGAUGGCAAACCCGGUGGUGGAGGAGAAUAUGAAGUUCAGCUGGGUUUUGGUUGGACCAAUGGCGUGGCCCUGCAGCUCCUGGACCAGUAUGGUGCGACUCUCACCUCAGGUAGCAGUCGUGUGUCUUCCUGCCUCCUGCUGCCUCUGGUCAUCUCAGCUCUCAUGCUGCAGUGAAUCAGAGGUGACAAAAAUGCAUCAUUCCUGGUUUCACUGCACUAAAUCACUCCAGUCCACUGACAGACUUCAGACAAACACCAAUUGACAUACAAAAAUAGACUAAAUUGUGCCUAUUUGAACAUGUUUUGAUAUUUUGCUAAAUCCUAUAUAAUCAGAUGAUGUUUAUUUGCAAAAGGAACAGGAUAUGAUUUAUCAUAACUAAGAAUUCCCUCUAUGAAUAUUUUAGUAUUUAUCCUCAGAGGUAAAUUAUCUCUGGCAAUAUCAGAGGAUGCAGAUCAUGUAGGCACUUCUGGACUCUCUCCAGUAAUGCCGGCUGCUUGUUGCUGCUUGGAUCACAACAUUAACUUGUCUCAGAUAUUGAACUGACAUUACAGACAGUCAUUCACCUAAUUCAAUUAUAAGGUUUAUUGCUGAACUGUAGCUGAGGCCUUCUAUUUAUCUAUCUAUUUGCAUGCGAACUGAAGCUGUAAAUGAAAAGAUGUAAACGACCUCAUGUGAGAAACAAAAUGUGAAGUGAAUGCAUUAAUGUUUAAAACAUAGCACUACUUAUUAUAUCUGACUUCAAGACUCUUUUAUUCAAAUUUUAGAAGUCAACCAAGGAAUUUUAAAUGACAAUGUAGCAUUUUCAAUAAACUUGCAAGGAUUCA
Molecule: messenger RNA, 2423 nt
Organism: Dicentrarchus labrax (European seabass)
Lineage: Eukaryota; Metazoa; Chordata; Actinopteri; Moronidae
Gene: treh
Product: trehalase (brush-border membrane glycoprotein)
Exons: 15
Coding region: 37-1773 (578 amino acids)
Biological process (GO): trehalose catabolic process
Molecular function (GO): alpha,alpha-trehalase activity
Source: RefSeq, a predicted model, not a curated record